Zingiber officinale is the source of this 1560-nucleotide messenger RNA. Its product is annotated as zinc finger MYM-type protein 1-like. Bases 1 to 1560 code for a protein of 519 amino acids. The record is from RefSeq and is a predicted model, not a curated record. The transcript is spliced from 2 exons. Lineage: Eukaryota; Viridiplantae; Streptophyta; Magnoliopsida; Zingiberales; Zingiberaceae.
AUGAAUGAAAAUUCCCCUGGAAACAAUCAAAUGAAGUCUCCAACAAUUCAAAAGGAUUUAACACGGGCUUGUGCUGCUGAAGUCACAAAUGUCAUUCUUAAUGAUAUAAAAGACAAUAUAUUUUCUCUUAUGGUUGAUGAGUGUCGAGAUAUUUCAGUCAAAGAACAAAUGGGAGUUGUUUUAAGAUACGUGAACAAACAUGGAUGUGUUGUUGAAAGAUUUCUUGCUAUUGCACAUGUGUCUGACACUUCUGCUAUUUCUUUAAAGAAGACUAUUGAUGAAUUGUUUGCAAAACAUAAGUUGUCAUUAUCAAGAUUAAGAGGUCAAGGAUAUGACGGAGCUUCAAAUAUGCGAGGUGAGUAUAAUGGAUUGAAGGCUCUUAUAUUGAAGGAAAAUUCAUCUGCAAGAUAUGUCCAUUGUUUUGCUCACCAACUUCAACUAGUUGUUAUUGCAGUUGCUAAAAGCAAUCGAAUUGUGAGUGAUUUCUUCCAAUAUGUUACUAUGAUUGUGAAUAUUACUGGUGCUUCAUGCAAAAGAAAAGAUAAGUUUAGACAACUUGAACAUGAUAGACUUGUAGAAUGUUUGGAGAAAGGAGAUAUUGUUAGUGGCAAAGGAAAAAAUCAGGAAAUCAAUUUAAAACGGCCAGGGGAUACUCGUUGGGGUUCACAUUACAUGACUAUUAUCCGUUUGAUGUCUACGUGGACUUCUGUUUUACAAGUGCUUGAAAAUGUGUAUGAUGAUGGUACUAAUGAUGAUAAUAGUGAUAUCACCACCAGUUUAAUUGAUAAGAUGGAGAGUUAUGAAUUUGUGUUUGUGAUGCAUUUAAUGAAAUCUUUAUUGGGAAUCACAAAUGAAUUGUCACUUGUCUUACAACAAAAGGGUCAAAACAUUGUACUGGCUAUCAGUUUUAUCAAGACAAUGAAAGUUCGAUUACAAAAAUUGAGAGAGGAAGGAUGGGAGAAUUUUUUGGACGUCGUCAACAAAUUUUGUAGUAACCAUAUGACCCCAGUACCAAAUAUGAAAGAAAAUAUGAGAACUCAUGGUCACAGCAGACGAAAUGGACAAAUGAUUACUAAUUUUCAUCACUAUCGUGUUGAAAUUUUUUAUCAGGUUCUUGAUAUGUUGGUUCAAGAGAUGAGUAAUCGGUUUUUAGAAUCAAGUACGGAGGUAUUUACUUGCAUUGCUUGCUUAGAUCCAAAGGACUCUUUUUCUCAAUUUGAUAUUGGUAAGCUACUCCACCUUGCUGAACUUUAUCCGGAGGACUUUUCAUUGACUGAUCAUGCAAUACUUGAGGACCAACUUGAGACUUACAUUCAAAAUGUACGAGGUGAAUUUUCUAUGAUUAAAGAUUUGGGAAGUCUUGCUAAAAAGACGAUUGAAACGGGGAAGAAUACAAUUUUUCCAUUGGUAUAUUGGUUGAUCGAGUUAGCAUUAGUUUUACCAGUUGCAACUGCUUCUGUUAAAAGAGUUUUUUCUGCGAUGAAAAUUAUCAAGACUGAUUUGCAUAAUAGGAUGGGGGAUGAGUGGAUGAAUGACAGUUUGGUAGUAUACAUCGUGUGA